This is a messenger RNA of Talaromyces rugulosus, 888 nucleotides long. RefSeq lists its product as uncharacterized. The transcript has 2 exons. The record is from RefSeq and is a predicted model, not a curated record. Bases 1 to 888 code for a protein of 295 amino acids. NCBI's taxonomy places the organism in Eukaryota, Fungi, Ascomycota, Eurotiomycetes, Eurotiales, Trichocomaceae.
AUGGUUGGCGUGAACACUUUCUUGACAGCGGCAACGUUCAUCACCUUGUCGUCUACAUCGCUGGCCGAUGACCGCUCAUGCUACUAUCCUGAUCAAUCCCAGUCUCUUACAGACAUCCCCUGUGGCAAUGGCACGGAUGUCGCCUGCUGUGGCUCCGGUGACAUUUGUCUUUCAACCGGUCUUUGUCUUUCCAUCGAACAACAGCCAUACGCUCUGUCUAGAAAAUCAUGCACUGAUAAAAACUGGGGGUCCAAUUGCCCCAACUACUGUUUGCAGGAAUCCGGUUAUAACUUGACUUGGGUUUCCGUUGUUCUAUACUCAUUCCUUGAAAACGUUUCGGAAUAUUGCUGCAACAAUAUCAUCGACUCAGAUGGCUCGGCCGUCUGCUUAAACAACCUUCCUCCCUUCACAAUGUCAGACGCCUCAAUCGUGCCGGACACCAAUCUCCUGGCGGGCUACGUCAAGGACAAUUCCUCUUCGUCCAACGCGACAGGUAGUGCGUCUUCAAUGUCACCACAAAACUCGUCAGCAGCAGAUAAGGACAGUGAUAGUGGCAACCAUGAUGUCGCUAUCGGUGCCGGCGUUGGAAUUCCCCUCGGCCUUAUCGCACUCGCCUCGAUUGGAUGGGCGUUAAGAGAGCGACGAAGAUUCCACGCGGCUGUAGUUGGCACAAGGUCUCAGCCAACUCAUGGGCAGAAAGCGUGGACCUACUCUAACAGUAAUAUCCACAACGACAACAAUAAUAGGUCGGAACUAGGUAGUUCUCAAUACCCCGGUUAUUCAAAUAACGGUGCUGCAUCGGCUAGUGCAUACCGUCAGCCACAGACCAGACUCACGGAGAUGGAAUCUACGGCAGUAGUCGAGUUAGAUAGCACGAGAAGAGCCUAG